Molecule: messenger RNA, 7295 nt
Organism: Acipenser ruthenus (sterlet)
Lineage: Eukaryota; Metazoa; Chordata; Actinopteri; Acipenseriformes; Acipenseridae
Product: synaptotagmin-1
Exons: 7
Coding region: 1694-2791 (365 amino acids)
Biological process (GO): regulation of calcium ion-dependent exocytosis; cellular response to calcium ion; calcium ion-regulated exocytosis of neurotransmitter
Cellular component (GO): synaptic vesicle membrane; axon; dense core granule
Molecular function (GO): clathrin binding; calcium ion binding; syntaxin binding
Source: RefSeq, a predicted model, not a curated record
GCCUGUUGCAAGUCAAGCCUGGGGAUCUAAUUCUUGGUACAAUGUAAAAAGACUGGGGCACAUCUCAUAAAUUCACCAAUGUCUUCAUUACCUGUAAUCACAAAACAUUAUCACACUAGUAACUUUAACAAUGCUUUACAAAAAGGUUGUAUUACCCCAAAAACAGUAGGACUAGAAGUACAGGGGGACUAGAAGUACAUAAAAGUACAUGUAUGGUAGGGCAUUUCAGCAGGCUGUAUUAUCUAAAGAGGUUAAGACAGUGAGAUUUGCCAAAGUAACAUGUUACACUAUAUAUAGUAUCCAAAAUUACGUUGAUUAAUCAUUCAAAAAACAUUUGGCACUCUACAAAUGGCUAUGCAGUCCAUACUGCUGCAUAUACCUUUUAAACAAGUAUUCAUAAAAUCUUCAGUAAUAGUGAAAUAUCACAAUCCAUUGAUUCACAAUGAAACAGAUUGGAUAGGAUCUUGCAGGUCUGUAAUGGUCUUGUGAUGCACGUGUCUUUUCCUGCUGUGAAUAAGUUUUCACUGCAGCUUGCUGAACUGUCCUGCUUACUUUAUAAAGCACUCAUUAACCAGUGUCUGGAUUGGCUUGUUACAAUCACAAGAGACAACAGCCUAUAAUUACUGUAUAACCUAUUUUAUUGUAUUGAAAUUACAAUAAAUAAAUCGAUUCGUUGCUGAGCAUCGCAGUACUGUUUGUGCUAGAUAGCCAUUUCAUGCUGUCCCCUGCUAGCCUUUAAUUGACAUCACAUAAUACUCUCAUGUGCCAUUUCAUAUAGAGUAUAACCUGGAAGGCACUGUGUGGAGCACGUACAUAGAACGCAGCUGCAUUCCGGAUCUUUCGUUUUGACUGCUGUCAGAUUCAGUACUAGUUAGUUGUUUGAGUAGCCUUUAGUUCCUUUACCAGGAGCUGGACAAAACUGACGAAAUAAAAUAAGAAGGAAAUGGCCAUUUUGGUAUGUGGAUUUAUAUAACGUGUUUUAUUCUUUUUCACUGUGUCUACACCAAGUUUGUUUCUUUAUUUUUUUCUGUUUUAUUUAUUUUGUUUUGUUUGUUUGUUUCACGUGUGAACAAUUGUAUGGAUUAUUUUUUUUUACAGGACAUCUCUAACACACAAUGUAUAUCUUGUUUCAACGGAUUCCUACAUGUAGUCUUGGAAAAUGAUGUCCUGUUAUAGUAAUAAUGGAUGGUUUCACAGCCCUGGUUAGCACUAAUAUUAAAUUACCUAAAGUAAGGUUAUUCUUCAAGAUUGUGCUAAUCAGAGUCUGUGAACCCACCUGUGAGUGUUAAUAAUACAUGUAUUUACCAAGAGAAAUGACCAGUUUAAAUACAUUCUUGAGAGUCGCUACAUGGGUAAAGGAUUCCUUUACUGGAUAGGGAAAGGUCAUUCUUACUUAAAAAAGGUUCAUUUCCAGUGAACAAAGUAUGAGGGACUCUGGUAAUGAAGGGAUUUGCAGCUAAACUACACAGCACGACAAGCUAACCACAGCUGGUUAAAUAAAUAACACCUGACUUGAUUAAUCAUACUUCGCAUCAUGUCAACCUAGCACCAAUAAAACUGAGACAUUUUGAUUGCUAAGUAUAGUAUUGUAAACCAGCUGGGUUUCAAAGGAGCUGUCCUGCAGACACCAGACAAGAGCCAUGUGACCUUUGUGACAUGACAUUUGUAUCAGUGUGGGUGAUACGGCAGAUAGAUGGACAGUCAUAACUGGAGGUUGAAUGGAAGCCUGCAGCUCAGUCAUUUCUCUAGGUUUGCCCACAUUCUGUGUGUGGUUGUUUUAAUUUUUGUUUCUUCCUUCUAUGUCCUCCGUAUCUGUGUUGUGUCUGAUGACUGUUCUGGAUUGUCGCUGGCGGCUUUAAAGGAUGAUGAUGAUGAUGAUGAUGAUGAUGAUGCAGAGACUGGACUGACUGACGGAGAGAAGGAGGGUGAGCCCAAGGAGGCAGAGAAGCUGGGAAAACUACAAUACUCUUUGGAUUAUAAUUUCACAGAGAACCAGCUUAUUGUGGGGAUCAUUCAAGCCGCGGAGCUGCCUGCCUUGGAUAUGGGUGGCACAUCUGAUCCUUAUGUGAAAGUCUUCCUGCUGCCUGAUAAGAAGAAGAAAUUUGAGACCAAAGUCCACAGAAAGACCCUUAAUCCCACUUUCAACGAACAGUUUACUUUCAAGGUGCCCUAUGCCGAACUGGGAGGCAAGACUCUGGUAUUGAAUGUAUACGACUUUGACCGAUUCUCCAAGCACGACAUCAUCGGGGAACUUAAAGUCCCAAUGAACACAGUGGACUUUGGCCAUGUGACUGAAGAAUGGAAGGAUCUGCAGAGUGCUGAAAAAGAAGAGCAGGAGAAGCUGGGCGACAUUUGCUGCUCUCUCCGCUAUGUGCCUACUGCCGGUAAACUGACUGUUGUCAUUCUGGAAGCAAAGAACCUGAAGAAGAUGGAUGUGGGUGGCUUAUCAGACCCUUACGUGAAAAUCCACCUGAUGCAGAACGGCAAGAGGCUCAAGAAAAAGAAGACAACGAUCAAGAAGAACACUUUGAACCCCUACUACAAUGAGUCAUUCAGCUUUGAAGUGCCGUUCGAGCAGAUCCAGAAAGUGCAAGUUGUUGUGACUGUUCUGGACUAUGACAAAAUCGGCAAAAACGAUGCAAUCGGCAAGAUCUUUGUGGGUUUCAACAGCAGCGGAACCGAGCUGCGACAUUGGUCAGACAUGCUGGCUAAUCCGAGGAGACCCAUCGCACAGUGGCACGUUCUAAAGCCGGAGGAAGAAGUGGACGCGAUGCUUACCGUCAAGAAAUAAAGAAGAGAAGCCUUUCAGUACCUAUCCAAGUAGUGCUCUUUAGCCAGUAUAUGUAAAUACCUCAGUAAUAUGGGUCCAUUCACUUCCAUCUUUUGUGUUCUCCAACCACCAUCACCUUUUUUACUUUCUAUUUUCUCUUGAAUUUCCUUUCCACCUUUGCAGAUGUAGAGGCCCUUUUAAAAAAAAAAGCCCUCUUGUCACUUCGUUUGUUAUGUUUUUCAGGCCACCCCCUUCUUUUAAGCAAUAUGAUCUGUGUAGAUAGAGCAUGACUGAAAUUAUUUAUUGUAUUACACAGUUGUAUAUACCAGUAUGCUGACAAAAUGAUUUCUAGUCUGUGUGUUUGUAUGUUGUUAGGCGUUUCCUAAUCUGUGUAUAUCUCGAUGUUUUUAAUAAGAUGUUCUAUUUUAAAUGAUCUAAAUGGACUGAGAUAUAGGAAAGCCGAUCUUAUAUAUAUUAUAGGAUUCACAAUUCUAUCUUACUGCAUUCAAGUUAAAAUUCCAACCUGCAAGAAGACUCUAGUGGAGGUGCACUCACAUUGUAAAGGACAGUGCCAGUCUGUAUGUUUACUUAUCAAACCAUCAAAAAAAAAAAAAAAGGCCAUUAACUAGUAUGGUUACACAAGAAAAAAAAGUAUGCUGCUGAAAAUUAUAUAAGCACAGGGUUUCUUAUGACUUUUUAUACUAUGUUUUUUCUUUUUUUCAAUUGAUGACCUUUAAGUUUAGCUUCAUCCUUCUACCAAGACAUUCCAGAAAGCUAAAACGAUUGCCUUUUUAUUGUUUGAGCAAGGUUUCACAUUGUGAACCGGUGAGUUACUUUUAAGUACAAUAGGUCAUCUGUUAAGACCAUGUUUUCUUUAAUGGUCUUUAUUUUUUAGAAGCAGAUCUUCUUGAACUUGUAAGCAUUCCUUUGACCCCCUGAAUAUAACCCCCUCUGAAACGGAACAAUGCUCUAGCCUUUGUGUCCUUCAAGCUAGAUUAAUAGUAUGUUGUUAAUUGUCUGCUACCAAUAGCCUUGAUGUUGGAUAUAUAUAGUUAGUUGAGGAUUUGGAGUACGGUUUUCAAAGUGGGGAAAGGGGUUUUGACACUAGCUUUAAGAUCAAUAUUUUUAGAUAACGUUUUCAGUGUCUGGAGUAUUUUUUAGUAACUGCAUGAUUUUUUUAAUAAUGUUUUGCUAAUUAACUUGGGUCGGGGGGAGGGGAGUGUUCUGCUAUACUCGGGGGUCUCUUUUUAUAGUGUCCCCUUAUCUUCAAUCAAAAAAAAGAAAUCAAACAAAAGGUAUAUUUUACAGCAUGACUAAAAAAAAGUCGAAAAUCCAGUAGGAUAGUAUAUACAUGUAGAAAAUGCUGAUGAAAGUUAAAACACUGCCAUUUUCAGGGAGGUAACAACAGUAUCAUUUUCUUCAUGUGCACUCUGUACAGGCCACGCUUGUUGUUUUUGUUCAAGAGGCCCAAAAUGGUACCAGGAAUGUCAGCCGCCAUAUUGCUCUGCCUUCUCACAGAGGCAACAUUGUCAGCCAUGUUUUACUGCCACUUUCUUGUGGCUACCGUGUUCGGCUGUGAGUUGUGUGCUGCAGUAGUUGGCGCUAAGCUGUCUUCAAACAGAAGAGGCUGCCAGGUUUUUCUGUUUGUUCAGAGAAACAAUGGCAUGGUCAUUCUGCACAGAAGCAGUCGUGACUGCCAUUUUGGACUGAGUUUUAAUGGAAACAAAAAUGGCUGCCAUUUUGUAUUACCACACUACUGAAGCCACGGUAGCUGGUAUGUUCUCUAGUGUUCCUUUAACACAAAGAGAUGAGAAUAAAAAAAUAAAAAAAUUAAAGAAAUAAUCAGAAACCGUAAAAGUUAAUGGUCUCCUUCAUUAAUGAAAUAAUUCAAAAGAAUCAAUGUGUCCUUUACUACGGGUUAACAAGAGGAAUAUAAAGUGAAAAGUUCUAGUAAAUUAAAACAGAUUCCCUUAUCUUUGAGGAACUUCUUGUGUAUGCUAGAUGCUUGCUUCAGGAGGAGUUUCUAAAUGUUUUCAAUGUUAUUAUGUAGUAAAUGGCACUAUUAUAAAGCUAUUAGUCAUUCCAUGAGAGUCUCUAGGGACUGCUUUGUGUAUCACUGUGACUGCUGUGCGUGCUUAGAAAUGUAGAUUUCUCAGUGGAUAGCGACCAAUUUGUUCUGUAGUGAUAUUGUAUUAAUGCUGCCAUCCCCUUCUACUGCACUGCUGAGAGUGUGCAUAGCACUAACAGUUCUAAUAACCGCGGACCAAUCAAGAACUGACAGGCUAUGCAUUGGAAACAGAGUUUUAAAAGAGAGCGGCUCAAAUCACACAGCAUUUUGUUGAGCACUGUGCAAUAUGAUGUCUGUUCUUCAUGGCUUCAUAGUGUUACUGUAUGUGGGCUGUGUAGCCCGGGAGAGAAGAUUCUUAUUAUUGAUUACGUUCAUUGUAAAGCAAUGGUUAGGACACAGCACACUGAGCUCCUAUUGAAAUAUGAGCUAAACACGUUCAUGAUGUGGUUUUUUGUUUACCCUAUUUUUUGCAUGCAGGUCCAACAAAAAAUAUUCAGGAAUUACAAUGAAAAAAAGACCAGAAUGUUACAAUUAUUAUUAUUAUUAUUAUUAUUAUUAUUAUUAUUAUUAUUAUUAUUAUUAUUAUUAUUAUUAUUGUUGUUGUCAUCUUUUUUGUUGUGAGUAAGGAUUUGUACACCUGAAUGUACCCCUAGGUUUAGCUUAACAUGAUAUGUUUGUUAUUAUGGAGAUACAGAUGGCAAUAAAUGUUGAUAAUUUAUUAAAUGAAAUAAAAAUUCAGAAUUCUGAGUAUCCCAUUAAGUCUUUUGCGGCUGAGAUACAGUAUAUACUCUAUUAAUGUUAUAUGCAGUUUAAAGACAAACUCCCUUUUGUAAAUUCCACAUUUUGAAAUUAAAUGCAUUGCUUUUAGUAUUCCUGGUGAUCUUUCUCAUGGUUUCCAAACAUUUUGUUUAAAUGUUUAGCAUUUGAAAACAAUAUAGUAGCAGAUCCAUGUUGUUUACCUUCGUCACGGCUGAUUUCCGUAUCUUAUGUUGUGAAUAAGGUUGGUUUGGAGAUCUAAAAAAAGCAUUUAGUACAACAAUAGCCCUGGAGCUAAGGAACAGUCCCAUAAAACAAACUGCAUUAAGUAUAAAUUAUAUAACAGGGAUCCCAAAGCAUUUCACACACACACACAAAUUAAAACAUUACAUUAAAAACAGUAUAAUACAGAAUUUGAUUUUAAAAAAAAAGAUACAAAAAUGUGUUUUUAAUGGUAAAAAAGCUAGUUUGUAGAAACAGAACAAUUAAGAGUCUAAAACAAAAAUAUAAUAAUAAUUUAAAAAAGAACAAAAGAAAAUGCAGUUUUGACUGAGAAAUGGGUAUGAGUCCCAGCUUCAACGACACAGGAAGGCUACAACAGGAGUAAUAUGUUCACCUUUAAUGGUUUUAGUCAGAUUUCUAGCAGCAGUGUUCUGAAUGAGCUGUAAGUUUUGGGGUACCAGAGAAAAGUGCAUCAAUUCUAGAUGAAACAAAGGCAUGCAUUAGUAUUUCAGCAUCAGAUACAGAAAUAAUAGGUCUAGGUCUAGCUCUAUUUCUCAGAUGAUAAAAGGAUACUUUAGGAAACGUUCCUAACAUUAGUCUCGAAUCAUAGAUGACCCCCAAAUUUCACAUUUCUAGUUUUAGAUCUGAUGAGAAACUGUUAAAGUCUAUGUGUUGUUUACAAGGGAGUUAAUCUUUAAAUAAAAGAUGUUUUAUAUCCCUGGUUAUAAAUGAUAACAUAUACACAGUUGUUUUAAUAUUUUAAAAGACUAUUUAUUGUGUAAUUUCUAUAUUUAUUCAUAAGAUUAACCUUGUACAAAUGGAUCCAAAGCUGAUAAAACGUAUCAUAGUUUGAUGAGUAAGGGAUAUAUAACAACGUUUACAAAUGAUUUGUAUUGCAUAUAUAAAAGCGUAUACAUACCAGGUUAACUAACAGUGAUAGGAAGCAUCGCAGUUUGCAAGAUCCGACUGCAAGGUUUUACGUGUGCCUUGUGAAAAGCCAUUACCUGCAAUGAGAUGCAAUGCUUCCUUUACUGCCUCCAAAGCAUGCGGUAAACCCUACCAUUUCUAUUGAAAUAAAGUCCACUUUGAACUUGCUGUGUGACCAAGACAUUUCAUUCCUCAACAAAAUAAAGAAGCCACACUUACCUUUCUGACAAAGCUGUCUAAAGUAUUAGAAUCUGAUGCUGUAGAAAGAUCCUAGUUGCCUUUGUGUAUAUUAACUGCCUGCUUGAGUAUUUUGUGUGUGUGGAAAUUUUCUCUCUGUAAUCUUGUAGAAAUGUUGGGGUGUUCUUUCCUGCCAUAUUGCUCGUGACGGUGCGAGCUGAUGGUUAUAUAGCUGUGUAUACCUUCAUUUUUGACGAGGUGUUUUACAAUUUUGUUUUCACUUUGUGUAGUGAUUCACACUGUGGAGUUUCCUGAUUGUUGUUAUAUAACUUAAUAUACACAAAUGUUCAAUAAAAAUGUUUUAUUUCCUGUUAA